AUUGUGUUUAUUUAGGUGACUUACAUUUACAUUCCGAAUAAAAGUUUGUACUAAAAUGUUCGCAUCGAAAGACGCUUAACUACUUCAAAACAUGUUGGCUUUGUGGCUUUUCUGUGCUUGUUUAUUGCACGUCUGCAAUGGGAUUUAUACUCCAGGUGAAUCGAAACAGAGUCCGAUAAAGUCAAAAUUCGUGCAGUACCAUCAGAAUUAUAGUAAGGUAAAGUUUCACAACAACGUGAAGAAACCACCACCGGUUUACGUUACGUCCGACGAUUUAGACGGAAACCAAAAAUUCUACCCGGUUUAUAACGAGUUGAUCCACGGACCGCAGCCCGAAUUUCAAUCGCUGAAAAUCUACAGCAGCAAAAACUUGAACCGUUUAAACAACUCGCGAGAAGAGAACAUUCGGAAAUUACAGGAGGCGAUGGAAAAGCCGAAAACAAAGAUCAUAUCGUUUUACUCGAGUCCGAAGCGAAAGAAGGAGAUACAGAAGGAAAUCGAGGUUUAUUCGAAGUGUCCUUCGGGUGUCACGGGACAGUUCGUCUACGACUUAUCUUGUCACCAGUUCCUGAAUUGUUGGAAGGGAAGAGGAAUCGUACAGAACUGCGCUCCGGGUACCUUGUUCAAUCCCAAAACGUUGGAGUGCGAUUUCCCCAAUAAAGUCGAAUGCAUAACCGGUGCGAGACAGAACGCUAUUACAAUUCAGUCUUCUGCAAAGUUAUCCACUCAACCGAACUGUCCUCCAGGUUUCACAGGUUUAAUUCCGAAUUACUCGGACUGUUCCAAGUUCAUUCAGUGCAAUUUCGGCACAUCGUAUUCUUCGGAUUGUCCUCCCGGUACUUUGUUCGACGUCACCAAAAACGUUUGCGAUCAUGCUCGUUCAGCCAUUUGCGUUAAUGCUGAUAAACAACCGCGGAAAUUGGAAUCUCAAUGGCAGUAUCAAAAUCCCACUGGAAAGGUCAAUAUAGAUUCAAAAUUGGAUUUUGGAAACACGGGAAGUGGACAGAACCAGUACCAUCAUGGCCAAAGCUACGGAAGUAAUGCUGGUCAAAGUUAUACCGCUCAGGGUUUAAAUGGCCAUCAAAAUGGAUAUCAAACGUACGGAAACAUUUACCAGAACAAUUAUCAAGGUGGUAUUGGUCAGAAUCCCGGUUACCAAUCCGUUAGUUAUCAACAGACAGCUUAUCAAAGUCCCAACAGACAGAAUACCUUUUCUCAAAGCAGUUACAAUCAAAAUACAAAUGGGUACCACCAUAACACCGAUCAAACAUUUUACGGACAAAGUCGACCAAUUGCUGCAUCAAACCAAGGAAGUCUUUAUCAAGGUUCUGUUGGUUACGGUCAGAAUAUUCCGCACCGGACAAGCACAACAACACAACAAGGAAAUUACCAAUCGCAUUCAACGAAAAACUAUGAAACUGUUUGUAACAUAAACGACAGGAAUUGCGGCUCUUCUCACAACCCAAAAUGCCCUUCAGGAUUUCAAGGAUUAUUACGACAUCCCUCCGAUUGUAGCAAAUUCUUGAACUGCGCAAACGGCCAAACUUUCGUACAAGAUUGUGGACCCGGUACCGUUUUCAAUCCUGCGAUCAAAGCCUGCGACUAUCCUCGUAAUGUCUACUGUAGCUCCGACGAGGAGGCGUCCACGCAAUUCGACAGUUACGCGCACACCACCACCACCAAGUCGAUAGAAAUCAACCCGAAUUUGAAUUGGAACAACAAAGUGUCCGAAGUGGAAAUUAACUAUGGCAACAGUCGUCCCACAACAUCGAGACCAUACAGAAGUACGACUGCAAGUAGUGACAGUUACCAGAACAGUUUGGACGAAGACUACAUCAUAGAACCCGAAGCUGAAGCAACAGUUUUUGACGUCACGAAGUCAGAAGUACGGUGCGACCAAGGAGACUUUCAUUGCACUUAUAACUAUUGCGUGACGCCAAGCAGCGUCUGUGAUGGAACGAACGACUGCGGGAACGGGAAAGACGAACUGAAUUGCGCCGAGUAUUUGGACCACUUCAAGGUGUGGAAGAAGAAUCGUUUGGCAGUUAAGGAGAAGGAGAUUUGGAGGAACGUUACGCACGCGACUUGCGCCGUUUUAUGUCUGCAGAGCUCCCGGUUUGAGUGCAGAUCCUUCACCUACAGGACGGUGGACAGGACUUGCAUUUUAUCCGAUUUGAACAUCGGCCUGUCGGGGAUGUUGAUGAGGUACGACGUUUGUGAUUACUACGAACUGAAAUCGAAAACAAUCGACUGCUCUCGUCUGCACGUUUGUUCAAACAACAAAUGUAUUUCGUCCAGUCAGAUCUGCGACGGCUUCGACGAUUGUCCAGAUCGAGCGGACGAAAAGAAUUGUAGAAAAGAGGAUUUGGGAUACGAAAUUAAACUGAGAGGAACCACACACGCACACAAAGGCCGCAUCGAAGUUACGGUGUUUGACAAAACGGGUUACGUUUGCGACGACAGGUUCGGAUUGCGUGAGGCCGACGUGGUGUGCCGAGAAUUGGGAUUCGAAUUGGGCGCCGCCGAAGUGAAGGGCAGUUCGCAUUUUGCCAAAGACAUCAUUGAAAACGGCACUUUUUACAUGAUGGACGACGUCAACUGUUUGGGGAACGAAACGUCUUUGAAAGACUGCGACUUCUCCGGCUGGGGCGUUCACAACUGCAUGAACAACGAGAUUGCCGGUUUGGUGUGCAAAAUACCGCAACAAAAGUGUCCGAGCGACCAUUGGCAAUGUAAAACUGGAAAGGAAUGCGUCAAUCAAGGUUUCGUUUGUGACGGUUUGUACGAUUGUACGGACAAUUCGGACGAAGAUUCGGAACUGUGCGACGCACCAUCGGAAGUGCGGCUGGUCGGACCGUCGCCGAGCGAAGGUAGAUUGGAAAUAAAACACCACGGAAUUUGGGGCACCGUUUGCGACGACGACUUUAACGAAGACGCCGCCAAAGUGGCCUGCAUGCAGUUGGGAUUCCACGGUUCGUCGUAUGUUAAAAAGGACGGUUACUACGGACAGGGAACGGGACCAAUUUGGCUCGAUCAGGUUUAUUGUUACGGGAACGAGACUGGACUGGAGAACUGCACCCACUGGAACUGGGGCGAACACAACUGCGAUCACACCGAGGACGUCGGAAUCAUUUGCAACACGGUCGACGUGAUCGAGAAGAGUUUGCACCACGGGGAUCCGUCAGUGAGUCCAGUGAGUCCAGCGAGUCCUCCGUUGAGUGCGAUCAUUCCGGAGAGCUGCGGUUUCAGGAAGGAUAACCAGUUCAUGCUGAACGACGACGUUCACUUUAGAGUUGUCAAAGGAUCGGUGGCGAGACAGGGAGAUUAUCCGUGGCAGGCCGCGCUCCGCAUCAAAACGAACAACAAACCCUCCCAUUGGUGCGGCGCGAUCAUUAUCAGCAGCAAGUUCGUUUUGACCGCCGCCCACUGUUUGGUCGGAUAUCCGAAAGGGGCGUACAUGGUGGUGGCGGGCGAUUACAACGUUGACGACAACGAAGGUACCGAACAGACCGAUUUCGUCGAAGACUUUUUCACUCACGAGAAGUUCAGAGACGGCCACAAAAUGAAUAACGACAUUGCGCUGGUUAAGUUGAAACGCGGGUUCAAACUGAAUCAGGACAUCCAGCCGAUUUGUCUUCCCGAUGCCGAUUGUGAAUACAAACAGGACAUGAAUUGCACCAUUUCCGGAUUCGGUUCGACCGAGAGUGGCAUCUCCGCGUCCUCCCAUAAUUUACGGGCCGGUUGGGUUCCUAUUCAGUCGGACGAAGUGUGUAAGAUGCCGCACGUCUACGGCAGGAACUUGAUGGAGGGAAUGUUUUGCGCCGGACAUUUGGAGGAAGGAGUGGAUGCGUGCGACGGAGACAGCGGUGGACCUUUGGCCUGUUUGAAUAACGGUGUUUUCACGUUGUACGGUAUCACAUCGUGGGGUCAACAUUGCGGCUUUGCAAACAAACCGGGUGUUUACGUGAAAGUUUCUCAUUACAGACAAUGGAUUGAUAAUGUUCUGCAAAAACAUUCUUAACUUAUUGUUAUAGGUUUUCUUAAUAAAGUUGUUUAAUAAAAGAAAAAGUCGUAGUACA
This is a messenger RNA of Aethina tumida (small hive beetle), 4079 nucleotides long. RefSeq lists its product as uncharacterized. NCBI's taxonomy places the organism in Eukaryota, Metazoa, Arthropoda, Insecta, Coleoptera, Nitidulidae. Gene Ontology annotation, molecular function: chitin binding; protein binding; serine-type endopeptidase activity. The record is from RefSeq and is a predicted model, not a curated record. Gene Ontology annotation, cellular component: extracellular region; membrane. Gene Ontology annotation, biological process: proteolysis. The coding region runs from base 92 to 4021 and encodes 1309 amino acids. The transcript is spliced from 8 exons.